GCGGCUCGCAGCGAGGCCGUGUCGGCAGCCGCGCGGGCCUCCCUUAUUUAACAGUCCGAUCGAUCGGUACCCGACCGGACGCAAACGAGAGCCAUCGUGUGGCGCUUUGCAUUGCACGUGCAAGCACACGAUGGUGCCUGUCGGGAGCGACGAAGCGGACAUGGCGGCGAUGGACGGGGAGUGCUCGCCGCCGGCAGCGGCGGCGACGCGCAGCGGGCCGAGCAGGAGCCACAGCGAGGCGGAGAGGAAGCGGCGGCAGCGCAUCAACGCCCACCUCGCCACGCUCCGCACCCUCCUGCCCGCGGCAUCCAGGAUGGACAAGGCGGCGCUGCUGGGGGAGGUGGUGCGGCACGUGCGGGAGCUGCGGGGCGAGGCGGACGCCGCGGCGGCGGGAGCGGCCGUGGCUGUCCCGGGGGAAGGCGACGAGGUCGGCGUCGAGGAGGGCCAGCACUGCUGCUGCCACGGUGCCGGGGAGAGGGCCGCCACCACCAGGCGCGUCAGGGCGUGGGUAUGUUGCGCCGACCGCCCGGGGCUCAUGUCCGAGCUCGGCCGCGCCGUGCGGUCCGUCAGCGCGAGGGCGGUGCGCGCGGAGAUCGCCACCGUCGGCGGACGGACGCGGAGCGUCCUGGAGCUGGACGUCGGCGAGGGCGCGUCGUCGUCGCGGCCGGCGCUGCAGGCGGCGCUCCGGGCCGUGCUGCUCAGCCGGGAGGAUCUGCUCGCCACCGAGUGCUACAAGCGGCAGCGCUUCUCGGCGCACCUCGCCAGGGUUUAGUAGGACACUGCCACCGUAGGAGUGGGUGGCCUGAUGGGAGACAGGAGGGAAAGGAAAGGACUGUGUGACAUGUCUGCUACUUUUUUUAGUUGUAACAUGUGAAAUAUCACAAUUUCCAUUCCUACUCAUUCCAAUUGGUUUUGCAAAUCUUUGAGCUCCAUCACCAAGAAUCCGAGAGCAUUGAAAUGAUAACACCAACAGUUGCAAAUGAUGUAUAAUAUUUGUACCUCACAGUUACAAUGAUACAACACAUGGUACAAAUGUUACAAUUGCACACGGUGACGCCAAAUGCGGCGACCAUUACAUGCAUUCGUCGUAUGAGUGAUCUUCUAGCUUAUUCAUAAUUCCUUAAUGGUUUCAAUCAGAAAACAACAUACAAGUAGUUGGAUAAAAUUCACUUUGUCCCCGGCAGUUCGACAGACUUUCACUUUGCUACCAUAUUGUCCAUUGUGUUGCACCUCACUCCAUUAGAGUCCCUGUAUCAAAUAACUGCUAUAC
Setaria italica (foxtail millet) is the source of this 1270-nucleotide messenger RNA. RefSeq names its product transcription factor bHLH30. The coding region runs from base 131 to 772 and encodes 213 amino acids. Lineage: Eukaryota; Viridiplantae; Streptophyta; Magnoliopsida; Poales; Poaceae. The transcript has 3 exons. The record is from RefSeq and is a predicted model, not a curated record. Gene Ontology annotation, biological process: regulation of DNA-templated transcription. Gene Ontology annotation, molecular function: protein dimerization activity; DNA-binding transcription factor activity.